AUGGCGCGGUUAAAUGACGACAGUCAACAAGACGUCGAUUGCACAGAGAUCCUAAGCCCGAAACCAUUUACCCCUCCAGGAAAAGACUUCCUUGUAUCCUCCCUCGAGUCCAGCAACGAGACAUAUACCGCCGAUAAUACACAGAUGUCCUCCGCCCAAGAAUAUGAAUACAACUCUUCCUCCUCCUCCACUCGCCAUUCAACAAGUGACGUCUUCGGCCGUGAAAUGGACGAUGAACUAGACCAAUUGAAAUCCAGAGCAUCGAGUCGCUCAUCACUAUCCUCAACCCCAGCCUCCGUCCUCAUUCACCCAGUCGACAGAAUGAAACAAAUGCCAGACAUGGACAUACACGAAAAGAUAGGCGGUUACAGAGUAGAAGAGUCCGAAGCUAGCUUCGGCGACUUCAACGAUAUCCCCGCUAAUGUCCGCACCAUCCGCCAGCGCGAAGCCGCAUUCCGGAAACCGAGUUCGGUCAGGGCAAUGCAGAUGCACACAGAAGACGAAGCUGACGAUGACGACUAUCUAACGCCCCCGCGCCGACGGCCAGGCCUCCGGUCACGGUCACCUGGCCCUUCGCCAUUGAGGCGCUCACCGUAUUAUUCGCCAAAUGCACCAAAGCAACCGAAGCCCAGGAAGGAGGCUCCGCUCGUGCUACUGCAUUGCACCCUCCUCCCGCCGUCCAUCCCAGUACCUGGGGCAUCGGACCCUAGAAACCAGCAUAUCCUGGAAGACGAGCUACCGGCAGAAUACUGGAAGCGCUGGCGGCGGCUCCAAGACCGUGUUGGAUCUGGCGUGCUGCGCGAUCGUGGCGUGCUAAUCUCGCACCCAGAGGAUCUGUAUGACAUUCUAGAGGAGCGGCUGCUGGAGAGUCUCGAGCUGCAGCGACCACGCCUGCAAAAUGGGCACUUCGUGGGUCUAGAGGACCAUAGCUCUACCUCUGAAUCAGAGGGGGACUUUUCGGACAUCGAAGAGAGCGAGACAGACGGUGAGCAGGGCGACGAGUGUCCCGACUGCGGGACCCAUGUACGGCACGGAGAUAGUAACCGCAAAUGGGAGAUUCGGGUGUUUGCUGCGAACGGAUUGAUGCGCGCUGGGGCGUGGGCUGCUGCGUGGCGCGAUAUGGAAAAGGUUGAUGUGGAGGUUGGGCUUUGGUUGCCUUCUGAUGUGCGCCGUGGACUGGAGAGGAGGCUUGCGGAGGAGCAGAUGGCCGUUGUGGAGCAGGCCCAGAGCCAGAUGCCGCCAAUGCAGAUGCAGAUGCAGAUGUCGCCGCUGGUUCAUGGUGGGCAUCAGGUAUCACCCGAGAUUCUGCAGUCGCCUAGACAGAGCCAUGCACGUAUGAUCAGUGAUGUGGGAUCUUUCCAGUCUGAUGAUAUGACGUUCAGACAGGUCUCCCCUGAAGCUGAAGCUCGGCUCGACCAUGCGUCUGAGCUUGGACGGGAGAAGAAGGAACACGAAGUUGCUCUAUCGACUCUCUUGGUCAAUUAUAUCCGCAUUCUGGCGGCUGACAGGCGAAAUAUUGCCCUUCUUAUUCUCAGCGCUCUUGUAGCUUUUCUUGCUAUCGGUUCUCGUUGGCAGCAAGUCCCCGUCUACUCCAAUCUUGAUUCUUUUUCGCAUACCUUGUCGAAUGAUGUUCUGCCGUCUUCGACUAUGCCGAGCUUGAGCGUCGCCCCCUCUCCGUCUCCUAUCGAUAUAGGGGGCUCAGCCAGUGAGAACGAUGCACUGGUCCUGAGCUCAGUUGACUCGGUCCCGGCUGAGUUCGUGGCUGCUAGUGAGAGAGAGGUGAUUUUAACCUCUGAGAUAGUGGAGCCUGCUUCUCUGACAAUUGACUCUCCUAAUUCUUCUCAGCCGACAGAGACUACAGCCUCGCCCCAGCUGGCGGAGACAUCUCAGGCUCAGACUAAGGAAGUAGAAUCCUUUUCUUUGUCUGCUCUCCCCGUUGAAUCUCCCAUUGUGUCUUUGGAGCCCACGGAGUCUAUACGGACUAUAGAACCUCAAAUAGAGGGCGACAUACACGAUUCUUUGGAUGACACUGUGGACUCUCUCGCUGCACCUUCAGGGCCCUCUCCUUCUUUAACCGACUACGAUAUAUCUCCCACCCCAUCAGAAAUGUCUGCCGACAAUGAGCAGCCCCAGCUUGAGCGUGAAGCAAAACAACCUUUGGAUGACACCGUGGACUCUCCUAUUAUGUCUUCAGAGCCAUUUUCUUCCCCCACAGACUCCAUCGACCCUCCCGUUCUGUUAAAUAUAGCGACGGGGACUGCAGAGCCUGAUAGCCAAGGCGAAAACGAAGAGCAGUAUGAAGCACACGAGAAAACAGAUUGA
Molecule: messenger RNA, 2322 nt
Organism: Penicillium griseofulvum
Lineage: Eukaryota; Fungi; Ascomycota; Eurotiomycetes; Eurotiales; Aspergillaceae
Exons: 1
Coding region: 1-2322 (773 amino acids)
Source: RefSeq, a predicted model, not a curated record